Messenger RNA from Stereum hirsutum FP-91666 SS1, 768 nucleotides. RefSeq names its product small ubiquitin-like modifier. Lineage: Eukaryota; Fungi; Basidiomycota; Agaricomycetes; Russulales; Stereaceae. Bases 125 to 427 code for a protein of 100 amino acids. Gene Ontology annotation, molecular function: ubiquitin-like protein ligase binding; protein tag activity. Gene Ontology annotation, cellular component: septin ring; nucleus. The record is from RefSeq and is a predicted model, not a curated record. Gene Ontology annotation, biological process: protein sumoylation. The transcript has 6 exons.
GUUUGGCCCAACAUCGCCGUCUUCGACCACCACCGUCUCAUCGCACCGCUGUGCUCAUCGUCGUUUUUGACAUCCAUCACCCAUCUGUACUACUCACAGAUCGCAUCGACCGUUUUUGUUGAAUAUGUCUGAAGCAGAGGCAGAGGCACAGCAGACUCAGGCAGAGGUGAAGGCAGAGGAUGGGAACGCGCCGAUUAACGUCAAGGUCAUCUCUGCGACCGGAGAAGAGGUCUUCUUCAAGAUCAAGCGGAACACGAAGCUGAGCAAGCUUCAGGGAGCAUACGCAGCCAAGGUCGGGAAAGAUGUCACCAGCAUUCGAUUUUUGUACGACGGGACAAGAAUAAACGAUGACGACACGCCGACAUCGUUGGAUAUGGAGGAUAAUGACACGAUCGAUGUGAUGGUAGAACAGGUCGGCGGUCGCUGAGAUCCCAUUCCAGUAGCCUCCAGCGUCGUUCCUCUACUUUUCUACCUCUCACCCGCCUCUCAUCCUCUCACCCCUAUCUUGACCCUUAUUCAUCUCGCUAUCGACAUCUUUCUUCCCUUUUCCUUUCUCUCCCGCUUUCCCUUCUCCAUUCUUGCGUGUCUAUCUUCCUGGCGCUUUUAGCAUCUGUCCCCGUGAAGCCGUCAGUGUCUCAUAUUGAAUGAAGUGAACGAAUCCAAACAUUCGACCAGCAAUUGUAUCAUGUCCUUCUAUCCGACCCUUUCUAGUGUGUACUUGGCGGUCGUUGGUGUCGCUGAUACGAUUUGCCGACUACAGAGAAAGAG